AUGAGGUUCUUCGAGAUGGGAGCAGCUCACAGUCAGGAAGAUCUGGAGAUCUGUGAAUCAGACGAGGAAGAGUAUGAGGAAUACGAAGAAGGAAGAGAGGGAGAAGAAGAGGAAGACAAGUUCGAGGACUCGAGGGACGAUACGUUACAGUCAUCGUCUUCCGGUGGCCGUCGUCGCCGACCUAAAUCUCCUUUACCACUGGACGACGUGGAGGCAAAGCUCAGUGCCCUAAAGCUGAAAUACGCAUCAACCCAGGCAGCUCCGACUCCGUCUACCCAGAACUCGACUCGGCUUUUCCGCUACAUCAACGGGAACACUCCCAAAGCCAAAUGGGUCACAGCUGAGAAGUUUUCCGCUUAUUGCUUCGUUAAGACCUCCCAAGGAGACGAGGACGAAGAAGACGACGACGCGAAUGGAGAUUCGGAGAAGGAAUGGUGGGUUUUGAAGGUCGGAAGCAAGAUCCGAGAAAAGGUUUCGGAUGAAAUGCAAUUGAAGGCCUAUAAAGAUCAACGCCGUGUUGAUUUCGUCGCUAAAGGUGUCUGGGCCUUGAAAUUCGGCAGCAGCGAGGAUUUCACCGCUUUUGCAAGCAGCUACAACAGUUGCUUGUUUGAGAACAACCAUGGGGUUGAGUUUAAUGACGCCAGUAAGGCCAAAAUCUUUGGGAAAGACUUCAUCGGGUGGGCGAAUCCUGAGGAUGCUGAUGACUCCAUGUGGGAAGACGCUGAUGAUAUUUUGCUGAAGAGCCCACAAUCUGCUGCAACUCCGGCGAGAGAUACACAGGAUCUGACGGAGGCCUUCGAAGAGGCUACAAGUGAGGGCAUACAUAGCUUAGCUCUAGGCGCUUUAGAUAACAGCUUUCUUGUGGGAGAUUCUGGAAUUCAGGUUUUCAAGAACAUGAGGCAGGGGAUUCAAGGGAAAGGUGUUUGCGUUAACUUUGAAGCUGGUUACAAUCGGGCUCACUCAGCACCGAAAAAGGCUCUUCUCAUGAGAGCUGAGACUAACAUGCUGCUCAUGAGUCCCAUGAGCCAAACGCCUCACUCACGAGGAAUCCACCAGCUCGACAUUGAAACCGGGAAGGUGAUUACGGAGUGGAAGUUCGAGAAAGAUGGAGUGGAUAUCUCUAUGAGUGACAUUACUAACGAUGGUAAAGGUGCUCAAUUGGAUCCGUCUGCGUCAACGUUUCUCGGCUUGGACAACAACAGGCUUUGCAGGUGGGAUAUGCGUGACCGAUACGGGAUGGUUCAGGAUCUUGCUACCGCGAAUGCCCCAGUCUUGAACUGGGCACAGGGGCAUCAGUUUUCUAGAGGCACCAACUUCCAGUGCUUUGCGACCACUGGGGAUGGCUCAAUUGUUGUUGGUUCUCUUGAUGGGAAGAUUAGGCUCUACUCAAGCAACACUAUGAGGCAGGCAAAGACGGCUUUCCCUGGACUCGGUGCACCUGUAACUCACGUGGAUGCUACUUUCGAUGGGAAAUGGAUUGUUGGUACAACUGACACUUACUUGAUUGUUAUAUGUACCCUUUUCACCGACAAGGCCGGCAAAACAAAGACUGGCUUCGAGGGUCGCAUGGGAAAUAAGAUUGCUGCACCAAGGUUGCUCAAGCUAAGACCCCUUGACGCCCAUUUAGCUGGAUCUAACAACAAGUUCCGCAAUGCUCAGUUUUCAUGGGUCACGGAGGAUGGGAAACAAGAGCGUCAUGUGGUGGCAACAGUUGGGAAAUUCAGUGUGAUAUGGAACUUUCAGCAAGUGAAGAAUGGAUCUCAUGAAUGCUACCAUGAGCAGGAAGGGCUGAAGAAAUGCUACUGCUACAAGAUAGUCCUUCGAAAUGAAUCUAUUGUGGACAGCCGCUUCAUGAAUGACAACUUUGCAAUCUCCGGUUCACCUGAGGCGCCUUUAGUCAUUGCAACUCCCAUGAAAGUCAGCUCCUUCAGCUUAUCCAGCAAGCGAUGA
Molecule: messenger RNA, 1950 nt
Organism: Thlaspi arvense
Lineage: Eukaryota; Viridiplantae; Streptophyta; Magnoliopsida; Brassicales; Brassicaceae
Source: the annotation of a GenBank genome assembly